Molecule: messenger RNA, 660 nt
Organism: Pseudovirgaria hyperparasitica
Lineage: Eukaryota; Fungi; Ascomycota; Dothideomycetes; Acrospermales; Acrospermaceae
Exons: 4
Coding region: 1-660 (219 amino acids)
Source: RefSeq, a predicted model, not a curated record
AUGGUAGACGUAUCAAUGGCAAUCGACCUCCAACGACCCGACAGCACCACCACCGCCAACAUGACAACAACAGUACCAAACACCCUAACCUUCACCCAAGAAUUGGAGAACAGCGCCAUAUGCAUGACCUGCGGCACGCAAUACGCCAUCCCCCUCUCAUCAGCCCCAAAGACAUGCAGAAUCUGCGCCGACCCAAGACAAUUCAUCCCCGGCAACGGCCAAACCUGGUCCAGCUACGCGCAAGAGCGCAACAAGCACGAGAACCACUUCACCCAAGACCCGCACGACAAGCGGGAUCUGGUUCAUCAACACCGUGCCAAAGGCAUGCAUGCCCUCCUUUCAAAAAACCCCAUCAGCACCGCACCUCUCGGCAUCAGCCAGCGCGCAAUCCUCAUCCGAACCCCACACGGCAACAUCCUCUGGGACCUCCUCGCAUGGAUCGACUCAAAAACCAAAACCUGGAUAACAUCCCAAGGCACCCUCACAGCAAUCAUAAUCUCACACCCACACUUCUACACCACCCACGCGCUCUGCUCCACGCUCUUCCCACACGUCCCCAUCCACACGCACGCCCGCGACACCGCAUGGCUCAACUACCCCACAACCCAGCCCUCUCGCCGCUCACAAGCCCGUCUCACACGAUCCUGCCGGGACUCGUAA